CGAACGUUACUGAACUGGUAAACAAUCGGCGCUGUCUGCUUUAAGUUCUGCGGGAGUGCAAGUCCUUUCCGAAUGUGGCUUUCAAGGUCGCCGUCGAUGGCAUCACUGCCCGUGGCGCAGCCGAUCUCCUGGCUUCCCACAGCGACCGACAAGAGUCUAUAUAACGGUGAGUUGCUGUUCCUAAGACGCAUGUCACACAGUAAUUCUGUACCUGUUUGAUACAAUCCUUCAAUAUGUUUUUGACAAGGAUUUUGGGCAUUGUUGCCUCAUUUAUUUAUUUUGCCAGGUCCUCAGUUGCAGAUCACAGCUGUCCCCCUGAUGGACCUCUACUUCCCCGCCCAAUGACUCUCGCCAGCCAGGCGGAGUUCAAGGCCGCUGGGACACAAUUAUCUCAUAUUCUAGACUCUGUCAUUAAUGACAAAAUUGAGGCUGGGUUCUCAGUUGAGAACACCUCCUUUUCGAUUUCAAUCACAACCCUUGAUGAUAGACAUGGGAACCCAGCGUGGCAGUACCACCACAGAGGAGCAAACAACGUGAAAGGAACCAAGAACGUCGACGGGGACACCCAGUAUCUGAUUGGGUCCAUCUCUAAGGUCUUCACCGAUCUUCUUUUGCUGAAAUCCGGCCUCAACCUCGACGAUCCUAUCACGAAAUACCUGCCAGAAUUGAUCAGCAACGAUUCUCUAAUCAACUGGAAGGACAUUAGCCUCCGGGCUUUGGGCGCACAUCUUGGUGGCAUCCAAGGGUUCUAUGGAUACCCUGAAAUGUCAUAUACAGUGCCGGAUUUCGAACAGCUGGGAUUCCCGAAGCUCUCAGAUGACGAUUUUCCACAGUGUGGCGUAUUGGGCAUGAGCAAGGGAUGCAACAAGAAGCAACUUCUUGCUGGCCUGAGGGAUACAGCUCCUGUCACAACACCCGGCCUUCGUCCUGCGUACUCAUCAAUAUCCUUUGUUCUUUUAUCAUAUGCCAUGGAAGCUGCCACUGGAAAGAAUUUCACCCAAUACUUAGGCGAGCAGGUCAUCAAACCAUUGCAUCUACCUGGCACGGGUGCAUCUCCCGGAAAUGAUAAGAAAGCUGCGAUACCCCCUAUUGAAAACUCAUGGGGAAGCGAUUACGGAGACAACGUUCCUGGCGGCGGUCUCUACUCCACAACCAACGACAUGUCUCAAUUUAUCAGGUCUAUUCUGACGCAUAAGAUUCUCUCCCAGACAGAAGUUAACACAUGGCUAAAGCCGCUGUCAACGACCCCGCAACUCAAUACCCUAGUGGGCAUGCCCUGGGAGAUUUAUCGAAGUAAUAUCCUUACCCCAGAUCAUCCACACACAGUCGAUGUAUAUUCCAAGCGCGGCAGUGCAAUGGGCUAUGAAGCUUAUAUGGGCAUCAUCGACCAAUAUGGACUUGGCUUCACUAUUCUCACCGCUGGUGGUUUCUCCGAGGCCGCAACAAACUUAGCAGACACUCUAAUUGCCAUCCUUCUGCCAGCCGCCGAAAAGGCUACACGUUCCGAAGCACAGGAAUAUGUAGGCAACUUCACCUCCAGCAAAGAGCACGAAUCAGCCAUUAUAACCACAAUGGACAAUGGACCAGGUCUGAUUCUCUCAAACCUCACAAGAAACGGCUCCAAUAUUGUAGGGGCAAUCAAGAGUCUCUGGGCCUCACAACCAGUCCCCCUUGGCGGGCUUUCAGAGACUCUGCGCCUCUAUCCCGCAGGCGUGUCUCGCAGCAUCCGCGUGACUGAAUGCGUUAAUGGCAAGGAGCAGACAAAGACACAGGUAGAAGAGGAGUGGCGCCUGCAGUUCGACAUAGUAUCCGGAAAUGAGGCUCCCGGAAAACUGCCCUCGACAUAUCUCGUCGCUGGUGCCUGUGGUACGUUCCAGACACCUGGGUUGCUAGUGUAUGGUGGCGAGGCGCUUGAUCGGAUUGUAUUUGUUAAAGAGCACGGUAAGGUUGUUGGUGUGAAAGUCCCAUCACUUCGUGUCGAGUUUGAUGUCCGCGAGUAGUGUCGUAUGUCAAAGCUGCUGAAUAUUUCAUCUGCCAUUAGAGAGAGGUGGUUGUAAAGGGGUUGUAGUAUCAUUCUCGGCAUUUUGGAAUAUAGGCUAUACAUUAAAGAGAGUGCAG
Molecule: messenger RNA, 2118 nt
Organism: Pseudogymnoascus verrucosus
Lineage: Eukaryota; Fungi; Ascomycota; Leotiomycetes; Thelebolales; Thelebolaceae
Exons: 4
Coding region: 234-2000 (588 amino acids)
Source: RefSeq, a predicted model, not a curated record